CCACCCACACUCCCAAGGAACAGCAGACACAGGAAGUCAAGAAAGGGAGAGACGAAAAUAAAAUCCAUAAAACGAGGAAGGAUGGAAGAAGAGGAAGAAGGAGGAGGACACGGAGGGAGACGUUGGUUUAACAAAAAGGAAGGAGGAGAAGGGUGGAGCUGUCACGACCCAGCCAAGCACACGGGAAGCGACUGUCAAUGGCGAGGAACACGAGAGGGAAUUGGCGACUCAUUGUGAACGUGGACGGGAAUCCUUCACUUCGCCAGACGACAUCAAUAGAGGAAUGUGCCAGGGAGGAGACGUCAUGCGACCUCCUACCCACUCUGGUGACGUCCCGCUGCAUCCAGAAACACGUCGUCCACAACCUCUUGUCCUGGGCUCCUGAGGAAGGAUUCUACGUUGAUUCCUACAGCUUGCCAAGUGCCUGCGUGUGUUAUAUAUCGCGGGUUGACCUUCACUUGCUCUAUACUUUUGUGGAGAAUUGGGACAUCCGUCACUGAAGUUUGGCCUUUUUAAUCACCGUUUGCGAAAAGUGUGGAUGUAUUGAAUGGCAUAUUUAAUAUUGUAAGUUAACAGAUUAUUUUUUAUACGAAAUACGUUGAAAUCAUACUUGCUAACUUUCAAAGUAAUGAAUCAUCGAAGUCUUUCCCUGAUAUUUCUUACAUGAUCACUUUCUACAUCCAUACUUACACCAGUUUUACUUUUGCGUAUAAAUCCUGUAAUAAAUAUAAAAUUCUGUAGUUACAGUACAAGAGUUUGAGGGCUGUCUCAGGAAGCUAACAGUCGGCAAUGCUACUGAUUACCGUUUUGAUUAAAUUAAAGCGGUUAGUACCAAUUAACUAGCUAAUAUACAGGCAACAAUAACGAUAACAUUCAGUAUCACUCUAGAAUAUGACUAGCGGUAUUUGUCGUCGCUCUAUGUUUAUUUAGUCAUUCCAAUAACAGCGAAAUCGAAUAUCUGUUUCAUGAAAUGUUAAAACUGUUCACAGGUACACUGCCAUGCCAUGACUAGCUAAUCUUCUGCCUUGUGCGAAAUGACUAUAGUUUCUAAAUCUAUGAUGUUGAAACAUAUCCAGUGUAGUUAUUAAAAAAUGCAUUAGGAAUAAAGCACUCUAUA
This is a messenger RNA of Penaeus vannamei (Pacific white shrimp), 1117 nucleotides long. Lineage: Eukaryota; Metazoa; Arthropoda; Malacostraca; Decapoda; Penaeidae. The record is from RefSeq and is a predicted model, not a curated record.